AAUAAACUUCUCUCUCCUCUCUCUACUCGUCGAGACUUUUUUUUGCAGUUCAACAUUUAUUUGAACAUCUCUUUCAAGAACAUUCUUGAUUUUGCUCUUUCUUACCCCUAUUUCCUUUCUAGCUGUAAUAAUUUAUUUCCAAACCAAAAGGGUUUUCUUCUUCUUCUUCAUCCAAGACUUCACAUUUACAGUUUCUCUUUGAUGGGUGGAUCUGGGAAUUGGGUGAAAGCUUUAAUAGGGCAGAAAAAGGAAAAUCAUGUGAAGACAGAAGGGGGUAAGAUUGGAAAAUGGAAGCUAUGGAAGAAUGCAUCAGGAGAAAAAGGGAAGAAAGGGUUAUCGCCGGAAUCAUCAAAGAAUGUAAAGGCGAAUACUUUCACGGCCGCCGUGGCUACGGUGGUUCGAGCUGGUGCUAAAGAUUUCAGAGUUGUGAAGAAAGAAUGGGCUUCUAUUAGAAUCCAAACUGCAUUCCGUGGAUUCUUGGCAAGAAGAGCUUUAAGGGCAUUGAAAGGAUUGGUUAGACUUCAAGCAAUUGUUCGAGGAAGACAAGUGAGGAAACAGGCUGCGGUUACUCUUCGAUGCAUGCAAGCUUUGGUUCGGGUUCAGGCUCGAGUCAGAGCUCGUAAUGUUCGAAUGUCUCUUGAAGGUCAGGCGGUUCGAGAACUUUUGACUGAUCGUCAGAACAAGGAUGAUCCUCUUAAACAGGCUGAGGAAGGGUGGUGUGAUAGAAGAGGAACACUAGAAGAAGUAAAAUCAAAGUUGCAUAUGAGACAAGAAGGAGCUUUAAGGAGGGAAAGAGCACUUGCUUAUUAUUCUCUUGCUCAAAAGCAAUUGAAAUCAACUCAGAAUCUAGAUUCAAAAUCUAUUCAAAUGGGGACAAUCGAUAAGAACAGUUGGGGAUGGAGUUGGUUAGAACGUUGGAUGGCUGCAAAACCAUGGGAGAACAGGUUAAUGGAAGGAGGAAUGAAAGCAAAUUCUUCAGAUACAACCACAACUCCUGCUACCAAACUUGAGCGUCCCACGAAGAAAUCUGCUGAACAGUCUGUUGGUUCGGUUAGAAUCAGAAAGAACAAUGUCACAACAAGGAUUUCAGCCAGGCCUCCAAUGAUGCAAGGGCCAACUCGUUCAUCUUCGAGCCCUAGCUCUGAAUUUGUAAUUGAUUGGAGUUCGAAUUCUCCUUCUUCCAUUACUCCAAGCUCUGGAAAGAAUUUGAAUUUGGGUUUGGAUAGAAAUGAAGAUGGAAAAGGAUAUAGGCCACCGAGUUAUAUGAACAUGACUGCUGCGUGGAAGGCGAAACAGAGAAAUUUGACGAGCAGAGGUCAGAGACAACAGUCGAUGGAUGAGAGUCAGUUUCUGAAGAAAUCUUCUGGGGGUUUCUGUAAUGUGGAUUGUUGAUUCAUGAUCAUCAUCAAAUGGUGGGAUUUUAGACUUUUAGUUGGUGUUCUUGGAGGGGGGAGUGUGUAUGCUAAUUUCUUGUGGAAAAUGGUUUGAUUUACAAUUUCAAUUUUGUUGUUGUUGAGUUUGAAGACAAUUAAUUAAGUGGAGUUUAAAAAAUGUUUGUAA
Messenger RNA from Impatiens glandulifera, 1560 nucleotides. RefSeq names its product protein IQ-DOMAIN 6. The record is from RefSeq and is a predicted model, not a curated record. The coding region runs from base 202 to 1392 and encodes 396 amino acids. Lineage: Eukaryota; Viridiplantae; Streptophyta; Magnoliopsida; Ericales; Balsaminaceae. Gene Ontology annotation, molecular function: protein binding. The transcript is spliced from 5 exons.